AUGUCAGUUUUAACUACAAAACCUGAUUCUUUACAAGAACAACAAAUAAAAUCUGAACAUGAUCAUACAUCUACGAUAGAUAAAUCAACAGAGAUGAUUCGACAACGAGUCGAAGAUCGUCAUUGGCAACUAUUUGAAGCACGUUUGAAAAAACAAUUACCAAAAGUAAAUAAAGAAAAUUAUACUAACCCAAAUGAUUACCGUAUAAUUGAUCGUUUAAAAAAAGUCGAUCAACCACAACCACCUAUUGAACCUCAUCAACGAUGGGAAAUAUUUUGUAAUCAAAUUACAAAUAAAUCAAAUGAAACAAAUCGUCUUAUGUCUAUAUUUCAUCAUGUUUGGCUUAAAAAUUGGAAUACAAAACGAAUAAAUGAAAUCGAAAAACGAUUUAUGACUGAUCCAACAUUAAAUAAAAAUAUUUUUUUAAAUUUUAUAUCAACAAACAAUAAUGAUCAAAAAAUAAUUUCCUCAAUACUUCAUCGAACUACUUCAUCUGACAAAGUUUCUACUGAUAAAUAUAAAAAAUAUGUAAUAUGA
Molecule: messenger RNA, 537 nt
Organism: Rotaria sordida
Lineage: Eukaryota; Metazoa; Rotifera; Eurotatoria; Philodinida; Philodinidae
Source: the annotation of a GenBank genome assembly